AUGGCGGAACUAGGGAAAAAGUAUUGCGUGUACUGCUUGGCUGAGGUCAGCUCGCUUCGUUUUCGCUGCACCGAAUGUACCGACAUCGAGCUUUGCCCCGAAUGCUUCUCAGCGGGCGCCGAGAUUGGCCCGCAUAGGCGCUGGCAUGGCUACCAGCUGGUAGAUGGUGGGCGUUUCACUCUCUGGGGGGCCGAGGCCGAGGGUGGCUGGAGCAGCCGCGAGGAGCAACUCUUACUGGAUGCUAUCGAGCAGUUCGGCUUCGGCAACUGGGAAGAUAUGGCUACUCAUGUUGGAGCAUCACGAACUCCUCAAGAAGUUAUGGAGCACUAUGUGAGCAUGUACAUACAUGGAAAUCUCGGAAAAGCCUGCAUUCCUGACAUUAUUCCUAAUAGAGUGACUGAUCAUACAUGCCCAAGUGGUGGUCCACUUUCUCCUAGCCUUACCAUGCCUCUGCCACCUUUAGAUAUAUCAGUGGCUGAACAACAACAGCUUGGAUACAUGCCACUUCGAGAUGAUUAUGAGAUUGAGUAUGAUCAAGAUGCUGAGACCCUAAUUAGUGGCCUUUCAGUUAAUUAUGAUGAUGAUGAUGUAGAAAUAGAAUUAAAAAGAGCUCAUGUGGAUAUGUAUGUAAGAAAACUGAAAGAGAGGCAGCGGCGAAAGAACAUUGCUCGUGACUACAACUUGGUUCCUGCAUUUUUGGGCAAGGAUAGGAGAGAUAAAGAAAAACCUUCAAAACGCAAAACUACAAAAGAAGAAAAGGAACUGAGGUUAAAACUGAGGUCUCUUUACCAGUUUAUGUCUUGCAAAGAAUUUGAUGAUUUCUUUGAAAAUCUGCACAAGGAAAAGGUUCUUCGAACAAAAAUAAGAGAACUCCAGCGUUAUCGCCGAAAUGGCAUAACAAAAAUGGAAGAAUCUGCAGAAUAUGAAGCAGCUAGACAUAAACGAGAGAAAAGGAAAGAAAAUAAAAAUAUUGGUACUUCUAAAAGAGGAAAGGAGGAGGGUAAAGACGGAGAAUUCUCUGCAAUUGAAAAUCUUCCUGGUUUUGAACUCUUAUCUGACCGAGAAAAAGUACUUUGUAACUCUAUUAAUCUGAGUCCAGCACGCUAUGUGACUGUUAAAACUAUAAUUAUUAAAGAUCAUCUCCAAAAAAGGCAAGGCAUUCCCUCAAAAAGUCGCCUUCCUAGUUACUUGGAUAAGAUACUAAAAAAAAGGAUUUUGAAUUUUUUGACAGAAAGUGGUUGGAUAUCCAGGGAUGCUUCUUAAAUCUUGACUACUUUGAAAUAGUAUCAGUAUCAACAGAGGAACCAACAUUCGCCAUUGAUCUAGUUACCAGUUUUUUUAAAAACAUCCAGGAUCUUGUAAAAAACUCACUCCUUAACAACUGGAUUUUUCUGUAAUGGAUCAUGUACAUGUUAGAUCUUAUUUUAUGAACCACUUUACAUGUUACCUUAAAACAACACACUGUGGGUGAAGUGAUUCAUUUUACCAGUGUAUCAGAAGUGAGAUGUGAAACUCUGACAAUACUUGCUGAACUCUACCUCUGCUGAAAAAACUUGUAUUUUAGACAUGAUACUGGGUUAAGGUUGCUAUUCUUCACACAUUUACUUGGAAGUAUACCCCACUACAUUGAGUAGUAUUUAUUGUCAAGUAAGACCAUCAGAUCAGGUUGUUUAUGUGUCCUACUAACACAAAUUACUAUUUCAUAUUGGAAAUGUAUACUACAAGUUUGUUACCUUUUUUUUCACAAACCAAGGCGUUCUGCUACAUUGCCACUAGAGCAGAGAAUGCAAAACUGAGUAACAUAAAAUGGUUUAACACAGCACACCACAUGAUGAAAACGCGUAGACGAGCUCCACAAUCUAGCUUGCAUAGAAUCAUUGAAAAUGAUUUUCAGCAAAUAACAGGCAUUCUGAUUGUAAAACAUAGGGGUGGGUGGGUGAACUGCUUUAAUAUAUGUACUAAUGUUCCACUUCUACACAAUUUGAAAAAUGAAAGGAAUUUUUUUGUGGUUUUAUUUAAAUAUAAGUAUCAACUGAGAAAAUGGGAAUGAUAAAGUGUUUAUGAGAAUUGGUAUAUACUGACAGAAGAUUCUUAAGCAACUCUCCUUGUGACUUAUCAACCUAUGCUGUUCUUCAGGUUUGCAUUUGUUAAAUACAAAUACAACACUUGUUUAAACACUCUUUUUUAUAUAAAUAUUUUAUUAAUUUCAAGUUUUACAAUCAUAAGUACAUAAUAAACAACUUGGUGUCUGGGUUCCUUU
Messenger RNA from Protobothrops mucrosquamatus (brown spotted pit viper), 2260 nucleotides. RefSeq names its product transcriptional adaptor 2B (gene TADA2B). Lineage: Eukaryota; Metazoa; Chordata; Lepidosauria; Squamata; Viperidae. Gene Ontology annotation, biological process: regulation of transcription by RNA polymerase II; chromatin remodeling. The record is from RefSeq and is a predicted model, not a curated record. The transcript has 2 exons. Gene Ontology annotation, molecular function: zinc ion binding; transcription coactivator activity; chromatin binding. Bases 1 to 1263 code for a protein of 420 amino acids. Gene Ontology annotation, cellular component: SAGA-type complex; nucleus.